AUGGAUGACUUCACGCCCAGUGGAGAGAAGCCGUUGUUCUACACCAUAAAUCUGAUUAUCCCCUGUGUCCUCAUCACCUCUCUGGCUGUGUUGGUCUUCUACCUGCCCAGUGACUGUGGAGAGAAGAUCAGCCUGUGUGUCUCUGUACUGUUGGCCCUCACUGUGUUCCUGUUGCUGAUAUCUAAGAUCGUACCGCCAACCUCGCUGGACGUGCCCCUGAUCGGUAAAUACCUGAUGUUCACCAUGGUUCUCGUAACCUUCUCCAUCGUCACCAGUGUGUGUGUUCUGAACGUCCAUCACCGUUCCCCCAGCACACACACCAUGCCCCACUGGGUUCAAGUUUUGUUCCUGGACUGGCUGCCUGCCCUGCUGUGCAUGAGGCACCCCCAGAACAACUCGGCCAGACAGCGUCUCCGUCUGGACCCUGGCGUGGCCUCCUCUCCUUCCUCUUCGCCAUUCCUCCUAUCUCCUGGGUCCUACUACCUCAGAAAAAGGAGUGUGAGGACACAAGAGGGGUUUCUGCCCACGGAGCAACUGUCUGGUCGCCCGUGGUGUCGCAGCUCCAGCUCUGACUUCAGUCACAGUCCUGACCUACAGGAAGCUGUGGAUGGGGUGCGAUACGUCGCUGACUACAUGAUUAGAGACGAUGACAACAAGACUGUGAUUGAGGACUGGAAGUACGUGGCGAUGGUAUUGGAUCGCCUGUUUUUAUGGAUCUUUGCAGUAGGCUGUAUAGCCGGUACUCUUGGGAUCUUCCUCCAACCUUUCUUCCAGCAUCAGACCAUUCCCAUCCGGAAUCUCAGCAGCCUCACCUCACCAAGGGACGUCAUCUUGAAGGAUUCCGUUGUUUAAAAAUAUAUAUAUAUUAUCCAUGUAAAACAAAUAUUGUCGAGCUUUAAAAGCGGACCCCACCACAUGAAAUGAUCUGAAGGACUUAUCAUGUCAACUGGCUAAUGCCGCUACUAUUCUUAGCUACAAUUUAUUACAAUAAUGAUGAAACAAAUG
This is a messenger RNA of Oncorhynchus masou masou (cherry salmon), 1005 nucleotides long. Its product is annotated as neuronal acetylcholine receptor subunit beta-4-like. The coding region runs from base 1 to 852 and encodes 283 amino acids. NCBI's taxonomy places the organism in Eukaryota, Metazoa, Chordata, Actinopteri, Salmoniformes, Salmonidae. The transcript is spliced from 5 exons. Gene Ontology annotation, molecular function: transmembrane signaling receptor activity; acetylcholine-gated monoatomic cation-selective channel activity. Gene Ontology annotation, cellular component: neuron projection; synapse; plasma membrane. The record is from RefSeq and is a predicted model, not a curated record. Gene Ontology annotation, biological process: monoatomic ion transmembrane transport; regulation of membrane potential; nervous system process.